AUGUAUGAUAUAUGUAUAAACUCCUUAUCUAAGGUACAUCAGUGGGUGGCUAGAGCACCACUUCAUCGUCAGAAAUGUCAGAAACUAACAAAAAUUCUGCAACAAACAGAUUGGCAAGUUGUUACAGGAGCCAAUAAGGGGAUUGAAUUGGAGAUAUGUCGACGGUUAGCCGCUAAUGGUGUUAUAGUGGUGUUAACAGCUCAAGAUGAGAAGAAGGGUGUUGAAGCUAUUGAGAAGCUCAAAGGGUCUGGACUCUCUGAUGUGGUUUUCCAUCAGCUUGAUGUUACAGAUCCUGCUAGUAUUGCUUCCUUUGCUGAUUUCAUCAAAACCCAGUUUGGAAAGCUUGUUAGCUUAGUGAACAAUGCAGCAAUAAAUGUGACUACAAUAGAUGAUGAUGCUUACAGAGUUGUGAUGGCAGUGGAUGGUCCUCCUGAAGUUAGGGGAGCCAAAUAUAGGGAAUUAACAAGAGAGACCCAUGAAAUGGCUGAAGAAUGUGCGAAAGCAAACUAUUACGACACCAAAAGAGUGACUAAAGCACUUCUUCCACUUCUUCCACUUCUUCAGCUAUCUGAUUCACCAAGAAUUGUUAAUGUUUCAUCAUCUGCAGGGAAGCUAUAGGUGUAUAGGAUAAGCCCAAUCUUGUUGAGAAGUAAAUGCAUUCCUUAGAAAUUGCUUAAUGUGGGUUAAUAACAUUCACAACCGAAUGAAUUUAGUAAUAAGAGGAGCAAGCUAAUCCUUUUCAUUCCUUAUGACCUCCCCCAAACCUCAC
Molecule: messenger RNA, 769 nt
Organism: Macadamia integrifolia
Lineage: Eukaryota; Viridiplantae; Streptophyta; Magnoliopsida; Proteales; Proteaceae
Product: salutaridine reductase-like
Exons: 4
Coding region: 1-618 (205 amino acids)
Cellular component (GO): membrane
Source: RefSeq, a predicted model, not a curated record